UCAACUUCUCUUCAUCCCCAUCAACGCUUCUCCAUCACAGUUCAUUAACUAUGGCGAUUUUUGCUAAACCGAAGCUUUUGUUUCUCUUCUUCUUGAUCCUUUCUCUUUUCCUUGCUUCUCAAUGUGAUGAUGAAAACCCUCGUGGCCAAGACCCGAGGCGCGAGCUCGAGAGUUGCUUACGGCAAUGCCAGGUUCAGAGUGAAAGACAAGAGAGCCCUGAACAGCAACUCCAAUGUCAGAGAAGCUGUGUUUUACGAUAUGAACGUCAACAGAGAGAGAAAUCUGACGAAGUGAUUGAGGACAUACUGACUCAUCACCGUGACCCUGAAAGUAUUUACAGAGAGUGCCAGCAACGUUGUCAGAGACAAGAACAUGGACAGCAGAGACAGUGCCAACAACGUUGUGAGCAGGAGUAUCGGAGAGAACAAGAACAACAACAUCGUGGCCACCAGAGUGGAGAAGAUAAUCAAGGACGAGAAGUAGGUCGUACGCAGCGUGAACCUGAGAGGAGAUUCAGAGAGUGCCAACAGAGAUGUCAACGACAAGAACAGGGCCAACAGCAGAGACAGUGCCAACAACGUUGUGAGCAAGAAUACAGGAGAGAGCAAGAACAACAACAUGGUGGCUCGGAGGAGAUCCUAGAAGAAAAUCAAGGGCGAGGCCAACGUGAGCCCGAGAGGAGAUUCAGAGAAUGCCAACAGAGGUGCCAAAGACAAGAACAGGGCCAACAACAGAGACAGUGCCAACAACGUUGUGAGCAAGAAUACAGGAGAGAACAAGAACAACAGCGUGGUGGCUCAGAGGAGAUCCUAGAAGAAAAUCAAGGACGAGGCCAACGUGAGCCCGAGAGGAGAUUCAGGGAGUGCCAACAGAGAUGCCAAAGACAAGAACAGGGCCAACAGCAGAGACAGUGCCAACAAAGUUGUGAGCAAGAAUACAGGAGAGAACAAGAACAACGACGAGGCGGCGAGGAGAGCCAAGAAGAUAAUCAAGGCCGUGACCCCCAAAGGAGAUUCAGAGAGUGUCAGCAGAGAUGUCAGCAACAGGAACAGGGACGCCAACAACGGAGACAGUGCCAACAACGUUGCGAGGAAGAGUUCAGGAGAGAGCAAGAACAACAACGACGUGGCCAGGAGACGGGAGAAGAAAGGGAGAACCCACAAAGAGAAAGAGAAGAAGAGAACAAUCCCUACUUGUUUGAGUCUCAGAGGUUUAGGUCUCGAUUCAGAGCCACACAUGGUGAUUUUCGAGUUCUUGAGAAAUUCACCGAAAGAUCUGAACUUCUCCGAGGAAUAGAAAACUACCGAGUUGCAGUAGUUGAAUUUGAGCCUCUGUCUUUCAUGCUUCCUCAUCACUGUGAUGCUGAAGCCAUAUUUGUUGUGGUUAGAGGCAGAGGAACUAUAAGUAUAGCAGAACAGGAUGAGAAGAACUCCUUCAACUUGGAGCAUGGAGAUGUAAUCAGAGUGAAUGCUGGUUCAACAGUGUACAUGCUCAACAGGGAUAACAAUGAAAGGUUCUUUGUUUACGUGCUAGCCCAGGCUGUCAAUACCCCUGGCCAAUUCCAGGAAUACUUCAGUGCUGGAGGUCAGAAUCCAGAAUCCUUCUACAGAGCUUUCAGCAGCGAUAUCCUGGAGACUGCUUUCAAUACCCCAAGGGACAGAUUAGAGAGGCUAUUUGGGCAACAAAAACAGGGGAUAAUAAUCAAAGCAUCUGAAGAGCAAAUUAGAGCAAUAAGUGAACACGCUUCGCGCUCCACUAAGCAACAAACUAAGGGUCAGACAACAGGUCCUUUUAAUCUGUUGAAAGAACGCCCAUUAUUCAGUAGCAGAUUUGGACAGUUCUUUGAAGCAUCUCCAGAUAGAUUUGAACAGUUGAGAGAUUUGGAUGCUGCUGUUGCUUUCAUGAACAUCAACCAAGGUGGAAUGGUACUACCAUACUACAACACAAGGUCAACAAGGUUGGCAAUGGUUGUAGAAGGAAACGGGCGUUUUGAAAUGGCAUGUCCUCAUCUUGGUAGCCAAAGCCAGAGGCAAGGGUCCCGUGGAGGAAGAAGAGAACAAGAACGAGAACAAGAAGGUGGAGAUGUCCAUUACCAGAAAGUCCGUGGAACUCUAUCAGUUGGUGAUGUUUUGGUUGUCCCUGCCGGUCAUCCUAUUACCUUUAUAGCCACUGGAGGUUCAAAUCUCAGGAUAGUUGGUUUCGGCGUCAAUGCUCAUAACAGCAGAAAGAACUUCCUUGCAGGACAACAAAACAUAUGGAGAAAUGUGGACAGAGAAGCAAAGGAGCUUUCAUUCAACAUGCCAGGAAAGGAGGUAGAAGAAAUCUUGCAGAGGCAAGAUCAGUCUUACUUUGUGGCAGGACCAGAACAGCACGGCCAGCGGCAGAGGGAGAGGGGUGAAGAAGGAAAGGGACAACAGUAUCUGUCUUCAAUUUUGGACUUCGUUUUCUAAGUUGUAGAUUUGCACGAGGCACUAGCUAGUAAUGAUGCAGCUGUGAGAACUGAGAGCUUUGUGAGUAAAUAAAUAAAGGCUCUAAGAGUAGUAUUGAUAUAACUACUACAAAUAAAUGUGGAUGUGGGUCUUCCUUCUAAGCUAAGGUUGUAAGCGUUUUUGGCUUCUUGUAGUUCUUUAUCAUGUGCUAUGUAAGUUAUGUGAAAUAUAAAUAAAACUCCUCUUUUAACCCCCAAA
Nicotiana tabacum (common tobacco) is the source of this 2687-nucleotide messenger RNA. RefSeq names its product vicilin Jug r 2.0101-like. Lineage: Eukaryota; Viridiplantae; Streptophyta; Magnoliopsida; Solanales; Solanaceae. The record is from RefSeq and is a predicted model, not a curated record.